Molecule: messenger RNA, 882 nt
Organism: Frankliniella occidentalis (western flower thrips)
Lineage: Eukaryota; Metazoa; Arthropoda; Insecta; Thysanoptera; Thripidae
Product: ubiquitin carboxyl-terminal hydrolase 17-like protein D
Exons: 7
Coding region: 376-882 (168 amino acids)
Biological process (GO): protein deubiquitination
Molecular function (GO): cysteine-type deubiquitinase activity
Source: RefSeq, a predicted model, not a curated record
GUGUUUCACCUGCAACACAUUAUGCCUCUGCAAAGUGCUAGUGACGUGAGUACUGUAGUACAGUUUUUACCAAAUCUAUCUAUGAAUCGACCUUACACGUUGUAAUACAAACAUGUUUGUCUUUUGCAGUUACUUCUCGAUCCAGAAUGGUUGAACCUCCCUCACAUUCAUACUGGUUUUCCAGUAUUGGACCACCCAAUUAAUUGCGUCCUACAAGUUUUUUUCCACACACCGAGGUUUAUUCGGCUACUCUGCGAAUUGAACCAUGACUGUGGCUCUGCCCAGCCAUGCGUUUGUUGUUAUUUGCUUAAAAUAUGGAAAAGUGUUCAGCUUGGCAAUGUUCAGCGAGAUCUGAUUAUUGAGUUCUCCAAACUGAUGCCAAAUACCAGUGCCUUUGACAUUGUCAUAAGUAUUCUUAGUGAGUUGCAUUAUAUAUUGGCACCUGUGAAAGACUUGGAAGCGUCUCCCGUUCUAGAAAUCUUUGGUGGCAGAAUGGAGACAAGACAUAAAUGUGUGAGCUGUGAGAUGACAUCAGUGAACAAUGAGCUACUGUUAUGCAUUCAGUUGUCUCUCUCAGAGUCAGAGAACCUGCAGCAAGUAAUUGAUGAGGCUUUCAGAACUAAAACAAUUCGAUGUCCCAAGUGUUCAGGAAAAUUUUGCAAUGUCCAGAAGGAAAUAACAGAAGCUCCUAUGGUGUUGCUCUUGCAUGUCAGUCGAGUACCAGAAUGGUCAAAAGAAAAAUCUUUCAGAGUGAGUCCUAGUAUUGAGCUUCCAAAUUUCUCACAUUACAAAAUACUAGGCUCUGUUCAAGAUGAAAACGUAGCAAUUGUUACAUGUCCAGAUAACAGCCUAGUAUCAAUUGCUAAUAGGAGAGUUAAUUAA